UAGUUAAAUCGUAGUAGUUUAUCUGAUUUCAUGUUGAAGUGUGAAAAAACAUUUGGUACAUCAAUAACCGUCCGAACAAUGAACUUAACCGCGAUCGUAACUCAUUUCCAUCUGACUGUUCUAUUGAUUCACCCUAUUGAUAGAUUGGGUCGGGUUUGAACGGGUGAGUCGGGUUGAAAAAAAAAAAAAUUUCCACCCCCUCGUCCUCGUCCAACCACCGACGCAGCGGUUCGCAAUCCAACGAAUCCCAAUUCGUACGCCAUCCCGUCACCAUCUCAAAUCUGGUGGUGAGAGAGAUUGCGGUUAGGCAUCGGAGCUUUCCGCUGAAGAAAGAGAACCAACUAACCACCGUAGUCUCUCUCUCUCUCUCUCUCUCUCUGUCAGGCUCGCUGCCAGCCGCUGCUUCAGCUCCCUUGCUUGCUUAACAGCUUAUCCCCGCCAUCGCAUUAUUAUUAUUAGACCCCUUAACCCAACCCCGCUCACCGCCGAUACCCCCAACUGGCAACGAUGAACAGAGAUUCCUCCGACGAAGACGACGAUCGCGAGAGCUUCCUCGAACAGAACGACCGGAAAAAUCAGCACCCUAACCCUCACCACCAACCCUCAUCCUCUCCCCGCCGAUCCCUUUCCUCUUCUCUACACGUCGAGGAUCUCCGCACCUUCGGCAAUGGCGUCCGCCGCCGCUUCUCCAAUCUCAACCUCAAAAGGUACCUCUUCGCCGUCUUCCUCCCGCUCUUCAUCCUCCUCCUCUACUUCUCCACCGACUUCCGCACCCUCUUCUCCUCCAAAUUCCCCGUCCUCAACCUCGAUCCCCUUUCCGAUCGGAUGCGCGAGUCCGAACUCCGCGCCCUCUACCUCCUCCGCCAGCAGCAGAACUCCCUCCUCUCCCUCUGGAACCAUUCCUCCUCCAAUUCUUCUUCUUCUAUUCCCUCCCCGACCUUCGAUUCCAUCCAAUCCGCCCUCCUCCCCUUGAUUGCGCUCAACAAGCAGAUUGAGCAAGUUCUAUUGUCCCCUCACAACUCCCCGAACAACAGCACUGCCUUGUCUUCAGAUUCCGAUCCAUCUGCCACGGCUCCUGGUCUCUUCUCCACCUGCCAGAGCAUCCACCGCCGCCUGCCCGGCCGGAAAACCAUGGAUUGGAAGCCCCGACCCGAUAAGUUCUUGUUUGCUGUUUGUUUGUCUGGGCAGAUGAGUAACCACUUGAUUUGCUUGGAGAAGCACAUGUUCUUCGCUGCUCUGCUCAAUCGGGUCUUGGUCUUCCCAAGCUCUCGAUUCGAUUAUCACUACAGCAGGGUGUUGGAUAUCGACCACAUUAAUACUUGUCUGGGAAGCAAGCUUGUGCUCAACUUCGAAGAAUUCGAGGAGAUGAGGAAGAAUCGCCUGCGAAUUGACAAGUUCAUAUGUUACUUCUCAUCCCCCACGCCCUGUUACGUCGACGAGGAACAUGUCAAGAAGUUGAAGGCCUUGGGGAUCUCUAUUGGGAGUAAGCUAGAGUCUCCUUGGAAAGAGGAUAUCAAGAAGCCUAGUAAAAGGACUGCUCAGGAAGUUGUGGCCAAGUUCUCGUCUAACGACGAUGUUAUUGCCAUUGGAGAUGUCUUCUACGCGGAUGUCGAGACUGAAUGGCUGAUGCAGCCCGGUGGCCCUCUUGCUCACAAAUGCAAGACCUUGAUCGAACCCAGUAGACUUAUCACGCUCACAGCCCAGCGUUUCAUCCAGACAUUCUUGGGGAAGAACUUCAUUGCUCUCCAUUUCCGGCGGCAUGGCUUUUUGAAGUUUUGUAAUGCUAAAAAGCCGAGUUGCUUUUACCCGAUUCCUCAAGCUGCCAGCUGCAUCGCUCGCUUGAUUGAAAGAGCAAAUGCACCAGUUAUCUAUCUUUCAACUGAUGCGGCAGAAAGUGAAACUAACUUGUUGCAGUCACUACUGGUUGUGAAUGGGAAGACCAUACCAUUAGUUAAGCGACCUCCUCCUAAUUCAGCUGAAAAGUGGGAUGCUUUGUUGUAUAGACAUCACCUUGAGGAUGAUCCACAGGUGGAAGCUAUGCUGGAUAAGAGCAUAUGUGCCAUGUCAAGCGUGUUUAUUGGAGCAGCAGGAUCUACUUUCACGGAAGAUAUUCUAAGGCUUCGCAAGGACUGGGACUCAGCAUCAUCAUGUGAUGAAUACCUGUGCCAGGGUGAGCUCCCAGACUUCAAAGCAGAAGAUGAAUGAAAUGAAGAAGAAAAAGAAAGAAGACUUGAGGUUUGGGGAUUAGGGGAGAUGGAUUCCUUUGCUUGCAUCUAUGGCUGCAGUUGGUUGGAAUGGAGGGGAGCAGCAGCUGGGGAACAACGAACGAUGGAUUCCUUUUAUCCAUGUUUUAUGCCGUGGAGAUCCCUGCUGAGCCCAAUUCUUGUGCCUGAGAUAGCUGGCAAGCAACUGAGCAGCUCCAACCUUCAUUCAUCCAUUCCUGAAGAUACUUGUAAGCAAGCAGCGGUUUGUAUCUUUAGUCGUUUAACUAGUAUUAUGCAUAUAGAAGUGGCUUGUUUAUCGGCUCGGCUCGGCUCGUCUGUGCAGAUAGGAAAGGGUGAAAAAGGAAGUGUUUUUUUAGUUUGUUUGUUGGUUUAGAAGUUGAAGAAAUACAUAUACAUCAGUGGCUGCCAGCAUCCAGCCUUGUUCAGGGAAUCGGAAUCGCACCGGUCUCCCUGAUGAACUAACUAAAGUCUAAAUGCCUGUAGCUGAUGAAGGCUCCGGAGCUAGACUUCUUGGCUUGGUGCAUAACAGGAGAAAGACAUUCGUUGGGUCGAUUGAUAUGGAAAAUAAAAAGUCCAGAAAUAAACAAACUUGGGAAUGAAUGGCACAAAUGAUUACUAGCUUGUUAUUUGUUGGUUGAUUGCAUGUAGUUCGAAAGAAAGAAGAGUUAUUAGUGGAAUUGAUUGGAGGGAAAUUGCAUGUUCUUAUUGCCCAGAAUUGACUUGAAUCGAUUCGUAACAACCACCACCACAUCC
Linum tenue is the source of this 2978-nucleotide messenger RNA. The record is from the annotation of a GenBank genome assembly. NCBI's taxonomy places the organism in Eukaryota, Viridiplantae, Streptophyta, Magnoliopsida, Malpighiales, Linaceae.